GUUGUUACCGACGCAAGUUGUGUGCAAUGGUGGAUGCGGAUUGUGGAGGCCGCUUGUGCGUGCCGUCAAACUGCUGAUCAAGAAGCCGCGCUUUUUCCCAAUAAUUAUCGCGACAGUGUGAGAUCAUAAAAAGCCAGUGUGAGAGCAAUCAAAAUAGCAAGUUACGCGAAGUGUUAUAGGCGCCGCGAAGCGUCGGGACGCCACGAAUCCCGUAUUUCGCGCAUUUGACACGGGAACGAGUUGCCGCGAAAGCCGCCACGGGCACGACUAACCUGCCCCAAACAAAACGUUCAUCGUCCCGGGUAAAAAAACGUGAUAAUUUAUAAUAAUAUAUCACCAAGUGUGUAAAUCGAAAAAAAGUUGAAUUUUAGCCUCCUGGUAGAGUAAGUACCAGGGCGGUAAACAUCACCAGAGUAAAUAACAGCCAGUGCUUUGGUGUGCGUGAACCGAAAAAAAAUACAGACAUUAUCAUAGAAUCCUGGUAAAAGAAAGCCUGAAAUAAUAUCCAUCACCAGCCUCAACCACAAGGAAUAGAGUACCUCUUACUCGCUAGGUUAGAUCCUCUGGUGAAUUUGAAGAUCCACCUCAGAAAGUCUCUUGGUUGAAGCAUAUUAUAUUGCCCGGCAAGGUUUUUCAACUCAAGCUAUAUCACAACGUUUCUAUAGUUCUUGCAAUUCCAGAGGAUAGUUUAACGAGAGUGAGUCUAACGUGGUUCCGUUAUUUAUCACGUAUUUCCGAGUAAAACAACUAGAACGAUCAAACUAGGCGGACUAUCAUAUCUAGAGGGAGGUUCGUGCUCUAAGGGUAACACGCCAGUGUGUUGUGUAUGUAGAGGCGGCAUGAAAAAAUGAUGUGAUCGACGGUCAUCAUCAUGGCGGCACCCAUGUUAAAGUGGAAGCGGAUCACAAAUCCGACCGGGCCCCAGCCUAGACCGCGCCAUGGGCACCGGGCGGUAGCUAUUAAAGACCUUAUGGUCGUGUUCGGCGGUGGUAACGAGGGAAUCGUCGACGAACUCCAUGUCUACAAUACUGCAACCAACCAGUGGUUUGUCCCUUCUACAAAAGGUGACAUUCCACCAGGAUGUGCUGCCUAUGGCUUUGUGGUGGAUGGAACAAGAAUCCUUGUUUUUGGUGGGAUGGUGGAAUAUGGCAAAUAUUCAAAUGAGUUAUACGAACUCCAGGCAAGCCGCUGGGAGUGGAAAAGGCUGAAACCCAAACCACCAAAGCAUGACCAGCCACCAUGUCCAAGGCUUGGGCACAGUUUUACACUUAUUGGCAACAGGGUAUUCCUUUUUGGAGGAUUGGCUAAUGACAGCGAUGACCCAAAAAAUAAUAUACCAAGAUAUCUAAAUGACCUCUACACCUUGGAGCUUCAACCAAAUGGUGUGACAGUAUGGGAUGUACCACAGACUCAUGGGCAUGCACCUCCCCCUCGUGAAUCCCACACUGGAGUAGCGUACACAGACCGCACCACAGGAAAAUCCUGUUUAGUCAUCUACGGAGGGAUGAGUGGAUGCAGACUGGGUGACCUAUGGUUCCUUGACGUAGACUCUAUGACUUGGAAUAAACCUGUGGUCCAUGGGCCAACACCACUGCCACGUUCUUUGCACACUGCCACUUUGAUUGGUCACAGAAUGUACGUCUUUGGUGGUUGGGUACCUCUUGUGGUCGAUGAGGUGAAGGUGGCCACACAUGAAAAGGAGUGGAAGUGCACCAGUACCUUGGCUUGCUUGAAUUUAGAAACACUGACGUGGGAGCAAUUGACUGUCGACUCCAUGGAGGAAAAUGUACCACGAGCUAGAGCCGGCCACUGUGCCGUAGGUGUGCACAGUAGACUUUACGUAUGGUCCGGUAGGGAUGGAUAUCGCAAGGCUUGGAAUAAUCAGGUUUGCUGUAAGGAUUUGUGGUAUCUCGAAGUAAGCAAACCACCAGCACCUUCGAGGGUACAGCUGGUACGAGCAUCCACACAGUCUCUGGAAGUCAGUUGGACGGCUACACCAUCGGCGCAGUACUACAUACUCCAGAUACAGAAAUAUGACAAAGCACCUGCAACAGGAACCUUCCCUGCAGCCGCAGCACCAGCACCAGUUCCUCCAGCACCAGCAGUUGCAGUACCAGCACCUAUUCCCGUUCCAGUUUCCACGGCGCCUUUAUCUACCUUAGCACCACUUCCAUCGGCACCGACUGUUGUGAGGGCAACAAUUGCCCAGACUCCUGUUAGGAUACAAACAACUGUUCAGAGUCCUGUACAGAAGCCAGUUGUACCAACACCAGCUGUGCCGAAAGCUGCAAGUCCUAUGACUCCUAGGGUAGCAGGGAACCUCAUAAGAAUCAGGUCACCUUUGGUUACGUCAGUGGCAUCUACAACGGACCAAACACCAUCUCCAUCUAGCACAACAACAGCUGGACAAUCACAGUCACCCAUGUCCGGCAUAGCUGCACUCGCAGCUGCAGCUGCGGCCACUCCCAAGAUCAGUAUGAACAAUGUGCCCAUAUUACCCCAGGCAGCGGGUAACACUAUAAGGAUGAAGAACAUGCAACCCGGACAGCAAAUACGUUUUGCUGCACCACCAGGUGCAACAGUUCUUCGCACAGCUUCGCCUCAACAAAGUAAGCAGAUCAUACUUCAAAAACCUGGACAGAAUAUAUCCGGCCAGCCUCAGAUAGUUCACCUUCUGAAGACCGGUCAAGGUAUGGUAGCAACUGUGCCUAAGGUCAGCUUGAUACCAGGAAAAACCGUUCAGACUGCAGGUGCGAAACCCUUGAACCAAGGUCCUACGAUAUUGCGACUGGUGAAUCCUAACACAGUGGCAGGUUCUAAGAUCCUGACCACGAUGAAGACGUCCAGUAUAGUAGCUAUGAGUAAAGGGCAGAGUAUUACCGGAAAACAGACGAUAAUGAUAACGAAACCAGGUGGCAAUGGAGGAUUGGUUGGUAGAACUAAUCAAAUUAUAGUAGUGACAACAGGCUCAGGCUUGAGAGCAGUUCAGGCUGUAACGACUUCGCAGGCUGGUGCGGGUCAGGGUGGUAACCUGACGACUCCAGUUAAUGUGUUGCCACUAUCAGCAACAAAUCAUGUAACGAAUCAGCAGGGAGUUAAGAUGAUCGUGGUGUCUUCUGGUGCUAUGGCUGGCGGUACUGCUGGUAAACCUAUAACGAUUACAGUCCCUGGCCAGGGUGGCGUACCAAAGACAGUGACAAUUGCUACAAAAGGAAGUCAACAGGCCAUUUUUAAUCCUGGCAAGAGUCAAAUAAUGACUGUACCUCAGAUGCAAAAGGCACCUGAAUCCAUGACGGUGGCCGGAAAACCGGUUACCUUACAGAUGUCUGGUGGAAUUGGCCCUAAAACGGUGACCUUGAUGCCAUCGAGUAGCUCCAUAGUGACGACGGCUGGAACGUCUGAUUCCAUUGACACCAGUAAAAUGAUAUUCGUACCGUCGCAGAAGCAGCCGUCAGCAUCCUUAGCAUCGACGUCAGAUGGACCCGCAACAACGGACGCUGCUCUGGCUGCCCUAGCAGCCGAGGCUGGACUAAUAGAUCCUGUACAGGAAUCCUCCGGAGGGUUAUCUUUUAUGGUGGCAGCGGAUGAUCCUUCUGGAGCUGAUGGUAAAGGGGAUAGUUGCAAUGGAAACGAAGCGGCAACUGCUGCUGCACUAGUCUCCCAGUUGGGAGCAGGGGAACCAAUGCAGGUCGAUAGCGAUGGAAACUUCAUUAUUCCUCAGGUUGACGGACCUGGAGACUUUCUUUUGUCCGGAGAUGAGAACGAGGAUUUCGAUGACGAUCCUCCUCUGGAUGAGACAGCGGAAUCUCCUCAGGUUGAUGUUUCUGGAGAUAUGGAAGAGGACGUGGGACCCUCUACCAUGGAGGAUGAUAUACACAUAGAAGAAUCUAAAGAGUCGGAUAAUAAUGACGUUGCACAAGCUCCAGAGGUAGACACAUCCACUGAGGAACUUCCUGUAGAAUCGGAGGGAGCUGCGGAACCAGAAUUGGCAACUAGUGAAUUAAACACAGAAGCUACCAGCGAGCCGGAGCCACCUAGCGAGAGUGACAUGCAAAUAGUUAGUACUCCUUCGUCAGGGGACGCUUCCGUUAAAUCAGAGUUAUCUACGCAACCUGCACAGGAAGCUACGGUAGAUCAGAAUGCAGUAGUAUCGGAAGCGAUAGAACCUUCAGAGGAAUCGGAACAUUUGCAUGAUGAUCAAGGAGGCAUUACAAUGGAUUCUUUGGGGGAUGAAAAAUCACCCAGUAGCACACAUGAUCCUAUAGAAAAUCCUGCGUCUCAGGAAUCUCAGACGUCUCAAGAUGACACUGAAGUAGACGAAAAAAGUGACGGUGAAUUAGAGGAACCAGAACUCCCUAAAGACACUUUAGGAUUAGAGGAUGAAAAGCCGGAAGACGAUGAACCAAUGCUGGAUGCAUCGUUAAACCAAUCGGAAGACGCUAUAUCUGCUUUACCAUCAGUUGCGGCAUCAUCAAUCAAAACGGACGAUCAAAAUGAACCCAUGGACCAGGACAAGGAAACACUUCCAGCUACGAAUGGUGUCGCCAGUGUGGAAAAGGAUCUGGAAUCUUCCAAAAAUGUAAAACAGAUCAUAUCCCAGGAUAUUAAAAAAGAGAAUGAGGAAAUAAAACGCGAGAAGGACAAUGAUACAAGACCGGAAGGUGGUGACGACUCCACUGCUUUGACGACAUUAGCGACAGCAGCGCUGGGAUCUGCCGAACAGCCAGUUAAAAUAAAAGCAGAACAGACCGAAGAAGAGAAAAAGGACAUGGAAUGGUAUGACGUUGGAAUAACGAAAGGAACCACAUUCACAGUACAGCAUUAUUAUCUUCCUGGAGAAGAGCCAUUAGACGUAACACAGCCCUUACCCGCUGAUGUCUUUAAGGGCAGGACCAAGAUAGUUUUGGAACCCGGUACCGCCUAUAAAUUCCGAGUUGCAGCUGUGAACAGUUGUGGUAGAAGUGCCUGGAGCGAGCUCUCAGCGUUCAAGACGUGUCUGCCCGGAUUUCCGGGUGCGCCGAGCGCUAUAAAAAUAUCAAAGUCUGCGGAAGGUGCCCAAUUAUCCUGGGAACCACCACCGAGUAAUCUAGGGCCCAUCCUCGAAUACUCGGUAUACCUGGCAGUGCGUAGUGCUAGUGCGGUGUCGAACAGUGCCGGAGAGGCGACAACAGUAGCAACGACGCCGACGCAACUGGCUUUCAUUAAAGUUUACUGUGGUCCCACGAAUGCCUGUUCGGUGUCAAACAAUUCACUGAGUGCUGCUCACGUGGAUGUCACAACGAAACCAGCCAUUAUAUUUAGAAUAGCUGCACGAAACGACAAAGGUUAUGGACCAGCGACUCAAGUCAGGUGGUUGCAAGAUCCCACUACAGCCGUUAAGGCUAACCCACAAGUUAAGAGACCAGGAACAGAUGUGCGUUCGCAAGCGAACUCACCUCAGAAGAAAGUGAAGCCGGAAACCGCAGAUAAUUUUUCGUGAACGGUUCGGUCAAGUGGUUCUCGAACACCGAACGAGGGCCAGAAAUCAUCAUCAUCCCUCGGGAGAGCAGCCCCACGUAACUCAUAAAGAAAUUGUACUUUAAAGAAAGAGAGUUAAAAUAAUGCGACAAAGGGAGAGAAAAAAAUAAGAGAAGAACGAAUAUAUCAGAGUGAUGAACACGGUGGGAAUUAUAAAUAUAUUCAAGGAGAGAAUGAUAUGGGACGAGGAGAGUUCUUUUUAGCGAAUGGAAAAGUCUAAAGGGAAAAUAUGAAAAUUUUCAUUUUAUGAAUAUUAUUAAAUAAUUGUGAGGGAUAAGAAAUCGAGAAGGGGUCACGUGAUGUCCAUAGGUCUCAUUGGACCGCAUAUGCGCCUUUUCUCUGUUUCGCGCAUUAUUUUCUUCUUUACUCUGUAGAGCCUCAAGCCAGCUAUAAGAGAAUUCAUAUGUCGUUUAAUAAAAACAGCUAAGAAAGUUAAUUAUA
Molecule: messenger RNA, 5958 nt
Organism: Cephus cinctus (wheat stem sawfly)
Lineage: Eukaryota; Metazoa; Arthropoda; Insecta; Hymenoptera; Cephidae
Gene: Hcf
Product: host cell factor
Exons: 7
Coding region: 872-5479 (1535 amino acids)
Biological process (GO): chromatin remodeling; regulation of DNA-templated transcription
Cellular component (GO): histone methyltransferase complex
Molecular function (GO): transcription coactivator activity; protein binding
Source: RefSeq, a predicted model, not a curated record